Messenger RNA from Panonychus citri (citrus red mite), 1311 nucleotides. RefSeq names its product L-aminoadipate-semialdehyde dehydrogenase-phosphopantetheinyl transferase-like. The transcript has a single exon. NCBI's taxonomy places the organism in Eukaryota, Metazoa, Arthropoda, Arachnida, Trombidiformes, Tetranychidae. Gene Ontology annotation, biological process: fatty acid biosynthetic process. Bases 357 to 1226 code for a protein of 289 amino acids. Gene Ontology annotation, molecular function: magnesium ion binding; holo-[acyl-carrier-protein] synthase activity. The record is from RefSeq and is a predicted model, not a curated record. Gene Ontology annotation, cellular component: cytosol.
UUCAUGUUACCUGGUUUCUAAUUGAUUCAAUGGAACAAGGAAGUUCAAUUUAAAUUCGUUAAUCACUUAUUUUCCUUUAAAGAGAAGCAAAUUACCUUUAAUUGGUUCGAUUUGUUUAUCAUCAGCUGAUUGAGUUUCUUUUUGUUCAAAUGUUUGAUGUUUUGUUUUCUGUGAUUUUGAUUGUGAUUUAUUGAUUGUCUCCGUUGUUUUUAAUCAAAUGAAUUUAUGUCAAUUUGAUUUUUUUUGUAAAAAUUUGUUCUCAAUAUCUUUGUGAUUACUUCAACUCGAUUUAAAUGAGAGUUGGUUAGUUAAUCGAUUACUAUUUAUAAGAUUUUAUUCAACUCAACGGAUUUACCAUGAAAAGAAAUAGUUUACGUUGGAUUUUUAAUUGUCAUCGAUGGUUUCCAACUAAAGAUGAUCUUUUAAUUGCUUUAAGUUGUAUUCAAGAGGAAGAGAGGAAUAGAAUAUUUAAUUUCGUUUACAAGAAAGACGUUAAACUUGCCUUGAUUGGACAAUUAAUGUUACGUCGAUGUGUCUCUGAUUGUUUGGAUAUUCAUUAUGAUCAAGUUUCAUUCAGAAGGACUGACAAAGGUAAACCAAUUUUACCUGAUCAACUACAAUUAACUGAUGGUGAACCUUUUGAUUUCAACAUCUCUCAUGAUGGUGAUUAUUGUGUUCUAGCUGCUGAUUCAAUCGAUAAGAUUGGUGUUGAUAUUUCGAAGGUUAAACAAUCAAAUCAACAAUCAACUGAUGAAUAUUUUAAAACAAUGGAGAGAAUAUUUUCUCCGCAAGAAUGGAAGUUAAUUAAAUCUCAAGAUCCAAUGACAAUUAAUCAAAGUCCAUUACAUAGAUUUCAUCGCUUUUGGGCCUUGAAGGAAAGUUUUGUGAAAGCGAAAGCAAUUGGAAUCGGUUAUGAAUUACGUCGUAUUCAGUUUAAUUGUCCAACAAUUAAUGUUCCAAUUAAUCAAAUUGUCAAUGAUACUUUGGUUAAUCAUGAUGGUCUUUUGUCCAACAAUUGGAUGUUUGAAGAAUCGUUGAUUGAUGGUAAUCAUUUCAUUUCUGUGGCUCUUUCUGCAGAUGAUUUGACUUGUUUUCGUCAACAAUCAACUAACAAUUUUUUCCAAUUUGUACAAUUUAAUCAACUAAUCAAUCCAAAUGUUCAUGUAGUUGUUACCGAUGAUUUUUGGGUUAAAUAUAAUAACAAAGAAGAGGGUAGACAUGUUUAAAUUGCUCCUUUGGAAUUAGUUUUUUUGUUUAUUGUAAAAUUAAAUGCGAUGAAUUUGAUGAUACAAUUUAUCAAAUUAAUGUUGA